ACUCGGAUUUUCUCUCCUAAUCUCUCCGAAUUAAUCACCACAGCGCCACCACCAAAUCCCGCCAUGGCCACCUCAAGAAUUCAGCCUCCGCCGCCGCCGCCGCAGUCGAAGCUUAUGGACCUCGAUGUCACCAUCGUCUCCGCAAAGCAUCUCAAAAACGUCAACUGGCGCAACGGGGACCUCAAACCCUACGCCAUCUUCUGGGUUGACCCGGAACGCCGAUUUGCUACCAAACCCGACGACUGUGGAUCAACUCGGCCGGUUUGGAAUGAGCACUUCUCCAUCCCCAUCAACACCCCUCCCUAUGACUCCGUCUUCACUCUCGAGAUUUUUCACUCCAAGCCCUCCGAAACCCCCAAACCGCUUGUGGGUGUUCUUCGAUUUCCGAUCAAGGACCUGGUUGACUCGGACGAGUCAGCCAACUCCAUAAGGACGCUUGAACUUCGACGUCCUUCCGGCCGUCCCAACGGCAAGAUCCGGAUAAAGCUCGCCCUCCGUGAGAGGCCGCCACCGACGCCAGAUUACCAUAUUGCCCCCCAAUCGAGCUAUUAUUACUCCAGUGCCCCUCCCCCUCCCCCUCCUGCGCGCGACUACAGGGGAUUCUCGUCCUCGCCCUACACCACCCAUCCUCCCCCUCCGGCGCCGGCCCCAUCCUCCGCUGCGCCGUACUCGUACGGCGGGUACUCCGACCCAUAUUCUGGGUACUAUGGUUAUUAUUCGCAGCAGCCACCCGUACCGCCGCCUAGGCCGUUCUUCGAUCGACCGUCCAAUUACGGCGUUCCAGGUGGGCCAUCGGCGCCGGUGGAUUACUCGGCGUACGAACACAAGCCAAAGGCUAGUGGGAAGAUGGGUCUCGGCACUGGUUUGGCCGUCGGCGCUGUUGCCGGUGCACUCGGGGGGCUAGCUUUGGAGGAAGGGAUCAAGUACGAGGAGGAGAAGGCUGCAGAUAGAGUGGAAAAUGACUUGGCGGCAAGGGAUGAUUACAGUGAUUAUCAUCGCAGUGAGUAUUGAAGGAAGGAGGAACUGAAUUAUCGGGUUUUGGACUCUGAUGAGAUGAUAAAUUGCAAAUGAUUGGUUGACAGUGUUGGGUUUGUGGCUUUUACUGAAUAUAUAUUUGUACAUAAUCUAUGAUUAUCUAUCUUCUUGUCGGUUAUCCUUUAUUCUUCUAAUGGAUGUUGGAGAAUUUGGGCCUUCUGAGAACCUCUGCAAUGUGCGUGUUUCAUGUUCUAAGAGGAAUGAAUUUGGUUUACUAAAAUUUCCUGCUUUGAUUGUA
Molecule: messenger RNA, 1273 nt
Organism: Vitis riparia (riverbank grape)
Lineage: Eukaryota; Viridiplantae; Streptophyta; Magnoliopsida; Vitales; Vitaceae
Product: protein SRC2-like
Exons: 1
Coding region: 64-1011 (315 amino acids)
Biological process (GO): defense response
Source: RefSeq, a predicted model, not a curated record